CUUCCGCUCAGCGGAACUCCGGGUACGGGGUGAGGUUGCCUUCGGACCCGGCCUGUGGUCUCGGGCGCGGCCCCAUGAGCGCGGCGCCCCUGGUGGGCUACAGCAGCAGCGGCUCGGAGGAUGAGGCCGAGGCCGCGGUCACCGAGCAGACCAGCCCGGGGUCUGGGGGCCACUGCCGUGGCCAGAGCCCCCUUCCCAAUGAGAGGUUUCCAGUACCUGACAGUGUACUGAACAUGUUCCCGGGCACAGAGGAAGGACCUGAGGAUGACAGUGCAAAACAUGGGGGACGAGUGCGUACCUUUCCCCACGAGCGUGGCAACUGGGUCACCCAUGUCUAUGUACCAUAUGAAGCCAGGGAGGAAUUCCCAGAUCUUCUUGACAUGCUGCUGCCCCAGGCCCAGGCCUACGUGCCCCGGCUGGUGAAGAUGGAGGCGUUCCACCUCAGCCUGUCUCAGAGCGUGGUUCUGCGCCACCAUUGGAUCCUCCCUUUUGUGCAGGCUCUGAAAGACCGAAUGGCCUCCUUUGAAAGGUUCCUCUUUACUGCCAACCAGGUAAAGAUUUAUACCAAUCAAGAGAAGACCAGGACCUUUGUUGGGCUUGAAGUCACCUCGGGGUAUGCCCAGUUCUUGGACUUAGUUUCAGAAGUGGACAGAGUCAUGGAGGAAUUUGACCUCACCACUUUCUACCAGGACCCUUCAUUCCACAUCAGUCUGGCCUGGUGCGUGGGAGAUGCAUGUCUUCAGCUGGAAGGGCAGUGCCUGCAGGAAUUACAGGAAAUCGUGGAUGAGUUUGAAGACUCUGAGAUGCUGUUGCGUGUGCAGGCCAUGCAGGUCCGCUGCAAGUCUGGGAACAAGUUCUUCUCCAUGCCUUUGAAGUAAGCACAAGAAGCCUUGCUUGUCCCAGGCCCCUCUGCCGGGGCAGAUGGCUGCAGAGAUGGAGAAGUCCAAAGGGCUGCUUCCAGCCUCCCUCUAGGAGGUCCCAGGACAAGUUGGAUGCAGUGGUGUUGUGGUAAUUUCUAGAAGUCACCAGUAGAGGGCAGCCUGGACUUCUUAAUGCUUGCUCUGAGGUUAAGCAAAAAGAAAAACGAGGGUGGAGCACCCACCUCCUUCAUCCAGAAUCCUCUUGUCCCUUUAAGAACUGUCCCUCUCCCCCCACUUCCCUCUGCAGUGAUUUCUGUUUUGAUGCCAUUGGCCUCACACCGGGGCUUUUUAAAAUCGUAUAGUGGGGCCAGGGAUUUAGCUCAGUGGUUUUGCCGCCUGCUGUGCAAGCGCAAGGACCCGAGUUUGAUUCGCGAUACCAAAAAAAAAAAAAAAGAAAGAAAAUCAUACAGUGGCUCAUCCUUCUCAAGAAAGGAGAGAGGGUGUUUCAGCGGAUUGAAGUGUCUCUUUUAUUAUUUAGUUUGACUCUCACCCCCCUCCCAUGGCAGUAGAGGCCAUUUCAGGGCCAAGGUAUACAGCUGCUAAUUUGUGGUUUGGCAUCGGUUUUCUCCAUUCCUUCCUCCUACUCACCCUAGCCAGGUGCCUGGGGAGACCUGAGCAGAUGUUUCGUUUUGGCUUGGCCAUGCCUGGAAGCCAGGCCUCCAACGCUCUGUGACGUCUGGCUUCCCAAUCAACUUUCCCAAAGAGGCAGAGAGCUGCGUUCCCCCCCUUCAGUUCUGCCACCUCCUCCUGCUCCCUGCAGCCUGAGCACUCUGAAGGGACACGGAGGAGGGAAGGCCAGGGAUGCACACGAUUUUUGUCAUCAAGCCCUCACCGAGGUAAAGAACCAGCUGUCUCCAGUUGUCAACUGGAUUUCUGGUGAUGAAGAAAUAUUUUUGUUACAAUUUUAAAUUAUGUUCAUCAAAUAAAAAUUUUGUUUUUUA
This is a messenger RNA of Heterocephalus glaber (naked mole-rat), 1861 nucleotides long. RefSeq names its product U6 snRNA biogenesis phosphodiesterase 1 (gene Usb1). The record is from RefSeq and is a predicted model, not a curated record. Gene Ontology annotation, biological process: U6 snRNA 3'-end processing. NCBI's taxonomy places the organism in Eukaryota, Metazoa, Chordata, Mammalia, Rodentia, Bathyergidae. Gene Ontology annotation, cellular component: nucleus. Gene Ontology annotation, molecular function: 3'-5'-RNA exonuclease activity.